Molossus molossus (Pallas's mastiff bat) is the source of this 519-nucleotide messenger RNA. RefSeq names its product serpin B9-like. Gene Ontology annotation, cellular component: cytoplasm. Gene Ontology annotation, molecular function: serine-type endopeptidase inhibitor activity. The coding region runs from base 1 to 519 and encodes 172 amino acids. The transcript has 4 exons. The record is from RefSeq and is a predicted model, not a curated record. Gene Ontology annotation, biological process: negative regulation of endopeptidase activity. Lineage: Eukaryota; Metazoa; Chordata; Mammalia; Chiroptera; Molossidae.
AUGACGGAAGCCAGUUACAGGCGAUUGAACACCCAGGCGCUGGAGCUGCCUUCUGCGGGCGAGGAGCUGAGCAUGCUCAUUCUGCUGCCUAAGCCAGCGCUAGAACGCUCACCUGUUGAAAAAAACCUCACUUUUGAGAAAUUCAUAGCCUGGACCACGCCAUACCGGAUGAUAAGUACUGAAGUUCAAGUUUUCCUUCCAAGAUUUCAACUGGAAGAGGGUUAUGACAUGGCACCUGUGCUUCAUUGUUUGGGAAUAGUUGAUGCCUUUCAACAGGAUAAGGCUGACUUUUCGGCAAUGUCAGCAGAGAAAGAGCUGUUUGUGUCCCAGGUGGUGCACAAAAGUUUCGUGGAGGUGAAUGAGGAAGGCACCGAGGGCGCGGCUGCCAUCGACAUGGAUGCUGAGGAAUGGGAGGCGGAUGAAGUGACCAGGCUCUGUGCGGACUGUCCCUUCCUUUUCUUCAUCAGGCACAAUAAAGGCAACUGCGUUCUGUUCUAUGGCAGGUUUUUCUCUCCAUAA